AUGGUGACGACCCCCAUGAUGGUGACGACCCCCAUGAUGGUGACGACCCCCAUGAUGGUGACGACCCCCAUGAUGGUGACGACCCCCAUGAUGGUGACGACCCCCAUGAUGGUGACGACCCCCAUGAUGGUGACGACCCCCAUGAUGGUGACGACCCCCAUGAUGGUGACGACCCCCAUGAUGGUGACGACCCCCAUGAUGGUGACGACUCCCAUGAUGGUGACGACCCCCAUGAUAGUGAUGAGCCCCAUGAUGAUGGUGAUGAGCCCGGUGAUGGUGGCUACACACAGUUUAGGAACGACUGGCCUUGAAGGUCAUGAGUUACAAAGACACGACUCAGUCUGGGACAUCAACACUCAUGAAAACAACAGUGGGAACAACAGUGGGAACAACAGUGAGAACAACAGUGAGAACAACAGUGGGAACAACACUGAGAACAACAGUGAGAACAACAGUGAGAACAACAGUGGGAACAACAGUGAGAACAACAGUGGGAACAACAGUGGGAACAACAGUGAGAACAACAGUGAGAACAACAGUGGGAACAACAGUGGGAACAACAGUGGGAACAACAGUGAGAACAACAGUGAGAACAACAGUGAAAACAACAGUGAGAACAACAGUGAGAACAACAGUGAGAACAACAGUGGGAACAACAGUGAGAACAACAGUGGGAACAACAGUGAGAACAACAGUGAGAACAACAGUGGGAACAACAGUGGAAACAACAGUGAGAACAACAGUGAGAACAACAGUGGGAACAACAGUGGGAACAACAGUGAGAACAACAGUGAGAACAACAGUGGGAACAACAGUGAGAACAACAGUGGGAACAACAGUGAGAACAACAGUGGGAACAACAGUGAGAACAACAGUGGGAACAACAGUGGGAACAACAGUGGGAACAACAGUGAGAACAACAGUGAGAACAACAGUGGGAACAACAGUGAGAACAACAGUGGGAACAACAGUGAGAACAACAGUGGGAACAACAGUGAGAACAACAGUGAAAACAACAGUGAGAACAACAGUGAGAACAACAGUGAGAACAACAGUGGGAACAACAGUGGGAACAACAAUGAGAACAACAGUGAGAACAACAGUGGGAACAACAGUGGGAAUAACAGUGAGAACAACAGUGAGAACAACGGGAAUAACAACAGUGGGAACAACAGUGAGAACAACAGUGGGACCAACAAUGAGAACAACAGUGAGAACAACAGUGGGAACAACAGUGAGAACAACAGUGGGAACAACAGUGGAAACAACAGUGGGAACAACAAUGAGAACAACAGUGGGAACAACAGUGAGAACAACAGUGAGAACAACAGUGGGAACAACAAUGAGAACAACAGUGAGAACAACAGUGAGAACAACAGUGAGAACAACAGUGGGAACAACAAUGAGAACAACAGUGAGAACAACAGUGAGAACAACAAUGAGAACAACAGUGAGAACAACAGUGAGAACAACAGUGGGAACAACAGUGGGAACAACAAUGAGAACAACAGUGAGAACAACAGUGAGAACAACAGUGAGAACAACAGUGGGAACAACAAUGAGAACAACAGUGAGAACAACAGUGAGAACAACAGUGGGAACAACAGUGGGAACAACAAUGAGAACAACAGUGGGAACAACAAUGAGAACAACAGUGAGAACAACAGUGAGAACAACAGUGGGAACAACAAUGAGAACAACAGUGGGAACAACAACUUUCUUUUGACCCACUGA
Messenger RNA from Procambarus clarkii (red swamp crayfish), 1734 nucleotides. The record is from RefSeq and is a predicted model, not a curated record. NCBI's taxonomy places the organism in Eukaryota, Metazoa, Arthropoda, Malacostraca, Decapoda, Cambaridae.